Menidia menidia (Atlantic silverside) is the source of this 723-nucleotide messenger RNA. The record is from the annotation of a GenBank genome assembly. Lineage: Eukaryota; Metazoa; Chordata; Actinopteri; Atheriniformes; Atherinopsidae.
AUGGCAAACGAGUGUAAUCGCGUUAUCGUGGAAAAGUACAUCUGCCAUAAACUCUCCAGGCAGGGAUACUCGUGGGGAUCGGAAGACCUCCGGGACCGGGAUGCUCCCUAUAACGGAUCUUUGGGUGACCGGUCGCCGGCCCCGGUCCGCCGGUGCCGGGCCGCGGGCUCCGGGCUGGACGGGGCGGGGGGCAGCCCGGUGCUGGUCCGGGGCCAGCGGCUGCAGAUGCUGAGGGGGCCCGACCCGGACGCAGCCAUCCACAGGGUCCUGCGCGAGGCCGGGGACGAGCUGGAGAGACUGUACCGGCGGGACUUCGCGGAGAUGUCCCGGCAGCUGUACCUGACCUCCGCCACGGCCAGGGGGAGGUUCGCCGAGGUGAUAGACGAACUGUUCCGGGACGGCGUCAACUGGGGCCGGAUCAUCGCCUUCUUCGAGUUCGGGGGCACCGUGUGCGUGGAGUGCGCCGCCAAGGAGGAGAUGACGCCUCAGGUGGAGCACAUCGCCGAGUGGAUGACGGAGUAUUUAAACGGAUCUCUGAACAGCUGGAUAGAAGAUAACGGGGGAUGGGUAGAUGUGGCCGUGACGCAAGACGGCGCAAGCGCCGGAGAUGGACGGACUUCCUCCUCCGAGCGGGGCUCCCGUUGGUGGAUCGUUUUGACUGUCAGCGUUAAUCCAGCCAAUCGGGCGCCGCUGGUUGCCACACCUCCCCACGCUUUGAUAUAA